AUGGAAAACCAGAAGAAAAAGUCAGGAAGAGGUGAGAGGGAAUUGGGCGAAUUGUGGGCAUUGGUUUGGAGGAAAUCUCUCCGUAUUUGGCAAAUUUCCAAGGCUCCACAUUCCUGGCUAGCAAACACCGUGGAAUCUUUCCAACCAUUUUCUCCCUCUCUUUUCUCCGACUCUCUCUCUCUCUUUUAUCUCUGUCCUCUCUCUUUUUUUUUUCUUUUCUCUUUUUCUCUCUUCAUUCUAAUCUCUCUCUCUCUCUCACUUUUAUCUAUGUCAUUCUUUCUUUCCUCCCUCGUCUCACUCUUACUCCCUCUUAUAUUUCUCAUUCCUACUAUCUAUUUCUCCAUCUCUCUCUCUCUCUCUCUCUCUCGCUAUCGGUAUCUAUCUAUCUGUCUAUGCAUCUAUCUAUCCAUCAAUCUAUCAAUCCAUCAAUCUAUCCAUCAAUCUAUCUAUCCAUCAAAUAAUCUAUCUAUCCAUCUAUCUAUCCAUCAAAUAAUCUAUCUAUCCAUCUAUCUAUCCAUCUAUCCAUCCAUCUAA
Molecule: messenger RNA, 534 nt
Organism: Acanthosepion pharaonis
Lineage: Eukaryota; Metazoa; Mollusca; Cephalopoda; Sepiida; Sepiidae
Source: the annotation of a GenBank genome assembly